AUGGAGUACAGCUUGAUGCUUCAAGUCACAGUAGCUUUGCCGAGCGGCAAAAGGAAAUGUCUUACGGUCCCGCAGUCCGCCACAGUGAGAGAUCUGAAACUUCUCGCCCAAACCACUUUUUGUCGAGGAGUUUUGCGGCUUGUGUCAGCGGCAGGGCAAGUCCUGCGCAACCUUGAGGAACCUCUGCAAACUGCGGGGGUGCAAGAAGGGGACUGCCUUACUGCCGUUGCACCUCCAGCAAACAUAGCCGCAACUCGAAAAGUAUCCAUGUAUACAAACGAGGGAGGAUUUGCUUUGUGGUGCUGCGGAGGCGACCAUUUGAUCUCAUGGGGAUCUGCAGAUGUUCAGGUUGAGGACGUCUUUGAGGAUGUGCAAAAGACUCAGGCGACAUGUGUUUCCUUUGCUGCCUUGCUGUCGGACAAAUCGGUGGUCGCGUGGGGUUGCAUACGUGAUGGUGGUGACAGCUCUGAAGUAGAAGAUGAGUUGACAGAUGUACAGCAUAUUCAGGCAACUAUCAGUGCUUUUGCUGCCAUACGGUCAGACGGAUCGGUUAUCACUUGGGGCAGCCCAUUUGAGGGUGGUGACAGCUCCCAAGUGCAAAGUCAGCUGAAGAAUGUGCAGCAUAUUCAGGCAACUCAAACAGAUUUUGCUGCCAUACUGUCGGAUGGAUCAGUGGUUACUUGGGGCAACCCAUAUCAUGGUGGUGACAGCUCUGAAGUGCAAAGUCGGCUCCGGAAUGUACAGCAUACUCAGGCAACAUCCGGUGCUUUUGCUGCCAUACUGUCAGAGGGAUUAGUGGUUACUUGGGGGGAUUCUGAUUGUGGUGGCGACAGCUCUGAAGUGCAAAGUCGGCUGAAGAAUGUACAGCAUAUUCAGGCAACUGAGCAUGCUUUGGCUGCCAUACUGUCGGAUGGAUCAGUGGUUACUUGGGGCAACCCAUAUCAUGGUGGUGACAGCUCUGAAGUGCAAAGUCGGCUCCGGAAUGUACAGCAUAUUCAGGCAACAUUCGGUGCUUUUGCUGCCAUACUGUCGGAUGGAUCAGUGGUUACUUGGGGCAACCCAUAUCAUGGUGGUGACAGCUCUGAAGUGCAAAGUCGGCUCCGGAAUGUACAGCAUAUUCAGGCAACAUUCAGUGCUUUUGCUGCCAUACUGUCGGAUGGAUCAGUGGUUACUUGGGGCAACCCAUAUCGUGGUGGUGACAGCUCUGACGUGCAAAAUCGGCUCCGGAAUGUACAGCAUAUUCAGGCAACAUUCAGUGCUUUUGCUGCCAUACUGUCGGAUGGAUCAGUGGUUACUUGGGGGGGAUUCUGA
Molecule: messenger RNA, 1311 nt
Organism: Symbiodinium natans
Lineage: Eukaryota; Dinophyceae; Suessiales; Symbiodiniaceae
Source: the annotation of a GenBank genome assembly